AUGGCUCAUAACCAGCUCUGCGAUGUGGACCAUCUGCUACAACCCUUCUCUGACCUCCAGGAGCUCAGCCUGAGCCACAACUGGCUGGUGAACUUCCCCAAGGGCCUGCCGCCCAGCCUUCGGUCCCUGCAGCUGCAGGAGAACCGAAUCACCUACCUCACAGCGGGUGGUCUGCGGCAACUCGGCAACCUCACCAGGCUGGACCUGGAGGGCAACCGCAUCCGCUUCAUCCAGCCGGGGGCCUUUCUGGGCCUGCGGAAGUUACAGAUCCUCGGCCUGAAAGAGAACCGUUUGGUGGGCUUCCCUAUCUCCCUGCCAGCCUCCCUCAUCCGCCUGGACCUUUCUGCCAACUGCAUCUCUUCCCUGGACCUCACCUCCCUGGCUCCCCUGGUGAACCUCCAAGUGCUGAAGGUCAACAGUAACUGUCUGAAGUCGGUGCCCGAGAGCGCCUUUGAUGGACUGUCCCGCUUACGGUCUGUCGAGCUGGCCGACAACCUCUGGGUGUGUGAGUGUAACAUACUCUACCUCUACAAGUGGCUCCUCAACGGUAGGCUGGGACUGGCAACUGACCUAGUGUGUGCCUCCCCCGCCCACCUGGCCAGCCGCCUACUUUUAACCCUGUCUGUCCUGGCCAUCUGCCCUUGGGCCCUGAAGCCAAACAACAAGGUCCUCCUAGACAGCACCACCAUGUCCAGCGGUGCACUGAGGCAUCACACUGCACAGACUACAGUCAAGGACACACUGGCUGGUUUCCACUCUACCACAGAGAGCCCUUUUAAUGCAUCCUUCAAACAGACAACUGAGGUGUUGAAAGAGGUCAAGUCAGUGGAGAACGACAGAGGAGACAUUCAGAAAGAUACUUUGGGGGCUCACCUCUUAUCCAGGCGUUUCACUCUGGAGGAGCUGACUUAUGAGGAGUGCUUGAUGCUCAACUCAAGACCAGCUCCCACACUGAUCCUGAACGGAUCUCGACCCCACAAAGACUCCAAAUGCACAGAAAACUCCACAAGCACCUACACUACUGGCGAUGUCACCUUCUCAAGGCCUGCCACUCCCAGCCGCUCCACCAACAUGGAGCCGACAACCCCUUUCUGGAUGGUCAAAAUACAGGAGUCUACAGGUGUCAUUGCCAUGCUGGCCAUUCUGUGCAUUCUGGUCCUUUUGGUCUUGCUGGUGCUACUGAUGCUACUGAAGAAGAUAUUCCAGAGGAACCAGAGAGUUGCUCCAAGUCAAUGCUCCUGACACAAAAGGAAUCCGUUAUAAGGACCAGUGGCUUUGCCCCAACAGCACAAGAGACUCUGAGAGAUCUGAUUGAUUGUUGUUUUGUAUUAUCUAAAUGCACAGCAGAGAUUUAAUCUAUUAUAAAAAUUACAAAAGAAUGAAAAAGCUCAAUACAACAGAUGUGUCAAACAAAACAAAUUUAAUAUACUUGACUCUUGGUAGUUACUACGAAUUGAUAAUU
Scleropages formosus (Asian bonytongue) is the source of this 1462-nucleotide messenger RNA. RefSeq names its product leucine-rich repeat-containing protein 15-like. Bases 1 to 1242 code for a protein of 413 amino acids. Gene Ontology annotation, biological process: neuron projection regeneration. The transcript has a single exon. The record is from RefSeq and is a predicted model, not a curated record. Gene Ontology annotation, molecular function: protein binding. Lineage: Eukaryota; Metazoa; Chordata; Actinopteri; Osteoglossiformes; Osteoglossidae.